AUGGUUCCUCCCGCUGAAACGAUUACCACUUCACCCCGCGAGGUCGUCGGGCCUAAAAGUCCGCUUGCGAUCCCUGUCAUCCCCAGUGCUAGGAAGAGGGAAGCUGAGAAGAGGCAGGAGAAGAUGGUUUCUGCUAAGCCGAAAGGAGGGGAGGAGACGAAGGUCUCGCCGCCGACUAUGGUUGAUUCUAUGGACCUGCUUGGCCAGAAAUCUGCCGGAGAUGUGGAUGCGAGGCCACCUCUGCUGGCUACUCCCUCCCUCGGAGAUACAGAGCUCUUCUCACAACAGACCUUUGCUGUCGCCGGCGUUGCACCUCCGGCCAUGGAUCCGCCUACUCAUACCGUCUCCAAAGGUCCAGUCCCGUCUCCUAGCCCCAGUCCCGGACAUCGAACGCCCACUUCCAAUCUCUCCAGGCAACCUUCCACUUCCACUUCCGGCGCGAGUCCUUUCCGUCGACCGAGAUCGGGGACCCCGUCUGUCAGAAAGACGGAGAGUAAAAGGCCGAUCAGCCAGGUUUUCGAGAGAUUGAAAGAUAAAGGAAGGUCUUUGAGCAGGGGUUCGACGAAGAGUGAAAAGAGUGGGAGAAGUCGGAGUCGGCCUGCGAGCUUGGUUCUUACGAAUCCGGAUCUACUGGAGGCUGAGGCUGAGGCUGAGCGUGAGGAUGCUGUUGGCAACCUGAAAGAUGAGGGUUCCUUCAGUGUUGUUGGGGUUAGGAGUACGGAGAGGAGAGUCGAGAGCUGGGAGGGACCGAGAAGUACUGAUCCCACUGAAGAGGAAGCGGUCUCGGUAGCUCCAGGCAGGAGGGUCAUGUCUAUGGCAUCUCCUCAGCGCACAGAAGCUUGGAAUGAGCCGGAAGCUGUCAUUCCACAAACACCUCGUACUCCUCGGAAGGAUAACGAUGACGAAGAUAUGGACAGGCUGGGCGUUUUACCAAGUCCCGCUCCUACUGCUGCUACCUUUGAUAGCGGUGGAAGGAGAACGAGUUUGGAUGUCGCGAAAAGAAGGAGUAGCAAUGCGCCUCUUGGAUCUGUCGGUAGCUCGGACUUGGUGAGACACGAUUUGGCCUUGGCGCCGGUGCCAAGUGCCGAGGAUAUCGGCGAGGAAUUAAAUAAGACAUCAGCCAUGGGCGAGCAAGCAGGAGAUCAGCAGGAGCAGAGGCCCAAAGCCAUCAGGAAGAGCAGUGAUCUUGGAGGCUUGCCGAGUCAGCAACAGCAGCCGCAGCAUAUGACGAUCAUGACUGCAAAUGCGGAAGAACAGGGAGGACAGGAACGGAAUGCGGAAGACGUCUCCCCUAGCUCACCCACAACAAGUACUGGGAGAAGAAGCGUCGAGCGCCCGCGAAAGCAUCUGCCGCAACACAAGAGGCGAAUCAGCGACCUUGCUUCCCUUCCGAGCCAGAGAAGGACGUUGGAUUCUCAGCAAGCUCCGUCACCCACGACACCUGAAGGCCCUCACACUCCACAGUCGCCGCAGAGUCCUGUCUCGCACACCUCACCCAAGACAUCAAGGAGACCCGAUAGUCAGACGCUUGUCCCGCUGACAAUUCCAAGCAGCGAGACGAUUGACGACGAAGUCUAUGAGGCCAGCCCGGUCACUAUCAGGCCCAUGAGUCCUACUCUUCUUGGCGCUCGAAAGGCGAAUCCGCUAGACACCCAAGCCGUCGCAGAGGCUGUAAAGGAAGAAGACGAGCUGUAUGACAGCACGCCUACUGCUGCGAGGACCCAGGCUUUGAAAGAAGAGGAUGAGCUUUAUGAGAGUACACCUUUGGCUCAGAGAUCUAAUGCUCCAUGGAAAGCCGCCACCGGAACUGAAACUGGUCACGAGGCUGAAAUCGCAAAGAUGGAACGCGAAAUCCAGCAAGCUGCUGCUGCUGCUGCAGCUUCUCCUCCUGCGGCGGCUGAACCGCAGGACGCUCCUUGGCUCGAAAUUGAGGAGACUAGGAGCGAGAUCUCUGCUGAGGGCGGCGCUCAGGAGAACAAAUUGAAGCCUGUCGCGACUCGCUCCAGGCAGAGCUCUGUUUCGAGCCUAGGAGUGCAGGACACGGUUGCAAUCAAAGAUGAGAAGGCCGGCUUGACAAGUGAGCAGGCAUUGCAAAGAGUUACCUCGGCUGAUGUUCCGGUUAUGUCUUCCCAAGCUGUUCCCGCCGGUCCUGUCACGGCGCCGCAACCAACUCAACCGCAGCAAAACACACCGCUCGAAGUCGUGAACGUUUCCAACCAGCAAGCAGCUCCCAUGCAAGGAGGCCUCGGCUCCGAAGCAUACCAACAGCGAUUCGCAGAUCGAUCUUAUGGUGGAAUGCAGACAUCACAGAUGCAAGAUCGACCGCUGUCGUACAUGCCCCUACCAAGAGAUUCUCAGGGCAAUCUAGUAGAUGAGACGAUCUCUACUAGAGCGGAUGCAGAGCAGCACACUCCACCAGUGGACUUGAGCGCUAUUGCUGGCCCACCGCCUGGAGCGCCGCCGUUUCAGCAACAUCCGCUAUUCCGCAACAGCACUGGAGCUGCAGCUGUGCAACCUACAGAGUACGAGAGGCUACGAUCAUCCGUUGCUAGUGCUGUAAGCCCUGCUCAUUCCCGACAACACUCAGGCGAUGCGAGCGACGCAGCAGCAAAGCGUACUGUGGGCUUCUUCCGAGGCUCACGACAACGUCCCGAAGAAGGCAACGGCUCUCUGCCUCCCAGCGCCAGCAGAAUCGGCGAUCAGCAUGGCUUGGACGGGGUUCAUGGAUCUGAAGAUCUACCCACCAACCUGCCUCCUUCACGGCAAGGUGAAGAGAAGCAGGCUAGACGUCGCUCGGGCAUCUGGGAGGCGUUGACGUCGAAGAGGCCUUCUAGUGCUACUAAGAUGGAUUCUAGUCGAGAUAGCUCUGUCGCAGCUCUCGACUCGCGUCCGCCAAGCGCGCCGCAGAGACCUGCCCAGGAUAGCUCUCGGCCAGGUACGUUGCGCAAACCUCACCGAGCGUCGACCGGCACAGAAGAGCUGCAGCCGGCGAAGAAGCGAUUCUCUAAGCUAGGCUCGCUCUUUGGGAGGUCGAAUACUACAGGCCAGGCCAAGAGCAAGCCUAAACGUCUUACGAAGACAAACCGGCCCGAAAGCUCGCGACAACCGGACACGAUUGAAGAAAACAAGCCUGCCCCCUUCGGAACGGUCACCGGCAGCGUGCGAGGCUACCGAGACUAUGAAGCGAUGCGCCAGCAUGACAUGCCUGCGUUGCAGGGGAAUUCCACAGCGGAGCAUACAAGUUCGGGCAACGCGCCGCCACAGCGUCCACCUCCACCUUCUCCGGGCCCUAAUUCUUCCGCUCCUCCGGACAUGCAGCCGCCUCCCGGUGGUUGGUAUGAGCCCGAACACAAUAGAGAGCGCGACAUGACCGGUUUUCCACCUACGCGAGGGCCUCCUCUGCCAGAAUUCCGAAGGCUUCAUAGCGCGGGAGAGAGACCGUCCCGACCUAUCGCGCAGGUUGGCGAGGCUUUCAGGCCGGUUGAGUCUUCUCUCAACAGGACCGUGAAGGCAGUUGGCCCAUCACUCGAUGAUGCGGCGUUCAGAGGCUUCUCUAGCUCUAACGUACCUACGCAGGCAGCUUUUCUCCCGGACCGGCAACCUUCGUAUAGUGGACCUCCAACCGGAGCCACGCCUUCGGAGCGAAUGGAUACGAUGAUGGACCCUUCACGACCCCGGAAUCCAUCGCAUGGGUCUGAGAUCUCGUAUCUCUCGCGUGACGUCUCCGGACGGUCGGAAUACUGGCCACCUGGUUCCCGACCUUUCGGAUCGAUGGGCUCGAUCUCGCCGGUCCAGUCGCGCACGGGUUCGGAAGGAUAUCCUCCGCCGCACGACCAGCGGAUGGGCUCGAUUGGUCACGAAAUGGGACGGGGUCCGGUGCAGGAGUAUGGCGAUCAGCAGACGCCUUGGGCGGUGACUAUGCCGCUCCGUGUUCCGGAAGGAGAUCGUCCACCGUCUUGGUCUAUGGGAGCAGACGAAAGGCGAAUGUCUGGACAAGCUCAGGGAAUGAUACCCCCACCGUUGUUGCCGCCGCAGCAGGGAUAUCCCCACACUCCCCCAUCGCGCGACCAUGUUCCUCCCAGAACCCGAGACGCACGCAUACCGUGGGAAGACCACCAACCCGUGCGACAAAACACGUAUCCCCCUCCCCGACCACCGCUCGCACCCACCGCGUACCCCUCCCCUCCCUAUGCCGCGGAAUCGCCACCACGAAAUCACGAUCAACGACCUCCUUACGCAUACGCACAGCAACCGCAACCGCAACAGCAGCAACGACUCCCACCACCACCGCCACGAGCAGGACCACAGUACCAGUACCAGUAUCACCAGUAUCAUCAGUAUCCGUACCAGCCACGACGACCAGCAGCACAGAACCGCUACUAUGCCCAACCACAACAACAACAACAACAACAACAACAACAACAGCAAAACCAGCAACAACAACAAUCCCCCCUACCACCCCCUCCUCGCUACCAGGGCCCUCCUCCACCGCCGCCAUCGGCGCAGAGGAGGCCUUCUUCGGGCUACAGUGGACGCCGAGACGAUCCGACGGUCGGGGAGGAGGAAUUGAUCAUGCGGGGCGCCAGUUACCCGGGGCAGGAAUGGACGCCUGCGGGACUGGGACGGCCCGGAGGGUGGGAUUAA
This is a messenger RNA of Lecanosticta acicola, 4644 nucleotides long. Lineage: Eukaryota; Fungi; Ascomycota; Dothideomycetes; Mycosphaerellales; Mycosphaerellaceae. The record is from the annotation of a GenBank genome assembly.